CAUAUUUUUUACUUUAUUAACCAAUAAUUACCAUGACUGCUACUUUAGAAAGACGCGAAAGCGCAAGCCUAUGGGGUCGUUUCUCUGACUUUAUUACCAGCACCGAAAACCGUCUUUACAUCGGAUGGUUCGGCGUAUUGAUGGUACCUCUUCUUCUAACUGCAACUUCUGUAUUCAUCAUUGGUUUCAUCGCAGCUCCUCCAGUAGAUAUCGAUGGUAUCCGUGAGCCUGUUUCUGGUUCUCUUCUAUACGGAACAACAUCAUUUCUGGUGCUAUCGUUCCUACUUCUGCAGCAAUCGGUAUGCACUUCUACCCUAUCUGGGAAGCUGCUUCCGUUGAUGAAUGGUUAUACAAUGGUGGUCCUUACCAACUAAUCGUUCUUCACUUCCUUUUAGGUGUAGCUUCUUACAUGGGUCGUGAAUGGGAACUUAGCUUCCGUCUAGGUAUGCGUCCUUGGAUCGCUGUUGCAUACUCUGCUCCUGUUGCAGCUGCUACCGCAGUAUUCCUAAUCUACCAAUCGGACAAGGAAGUUUCUCUGACGGUAUGCCUUUAGGUAUCUCUGGUACUUUCAACUUCAUGAUCGUAUUCCAAGCUGAGCACAACAUCCUUAUGCACCCAUUCCAUAUGCUAGGUGUGGCUGGUGUUUUCGGCGGCUCUCUAUUCAGUGCAAUGCAUGGUUCCUUGGUUACCUCCAGCUUGAUCCGUGAAACCACCGAAAACGAAUCUGCUAACGCUGGUUACAAGUUUGGUCAAGAAGUAGAAACUUACAACAUUGUUGCAGCUCACGGCUACUUUGGACGUCUAAUCUUCCAAUAUGCUAGUUUCAACAACUCUCGUUCUCUACACUUCUCUUGGCUGCUUGGCCUGUAGUAGGUAUUUGGUUUACUGCUUUAGGUAUCAGUACUAUGGCAUUCAACCUAAACGGUUUCAACUUCAACCAAUCCGUAGUUGAUAGCCAAGGUCGUGUAAUCAACACUUGGGCUGAUAUCAUCAACCGUGCUAACCUAGGUAUGGAAGUUAUGCACGAGCGUAACGCUCACAACUUCCCUCUAGACUUAGCAUCUGUUGAAGCUCCUUUCGUUGGCUAAACAAUCUUGUUUUAGAGGCAAGCUGCAUAUAUAACAACUGUGCGCAGGAAUCCUGCGCACGGUUGUAGUUUGCUAUAUUUUCUCUUUUUUGUAUGUUGUAUGGCGAACAAAUUGAUCAGAAUUAAAUAUACAGGUUAAAUUCCUAACUUUCACUUAUUUAUGUAUUGGUCCAUUAAGCACCUUAAAUGUGUGUCAUAAUAUAUUUAGGAGUCUGUCCUGGGUCACUUCUGUAUCAUAGUUGUUCUAGUUACAGACUUAAUAAAGUGGGUAGCAAUUCUAAAAUAUUACCCUCUCAGAAGCUGAUUCAUGAUUUUGGGCAGGUGUUUCCUUUGUCUCGUCUGAAGAGAGGAGAAUCUCAAUGACUAUUCGUUCACCGGAACCAGAAGUCAAGAUUGUGGUAGACAAUGAUCCUGUAAAAACCUCUUUUGAAAAAUGGGCUAAGCCAGGUCAUUUCUCUCGUGCGUUAGCAAAAGGUCCUACUACAACCACUUGGAUUUGGAACCUGCAUGCUGAUGUUCACGAUUUUGAUAGCCACACUAGUGAUCUAGAAGAAAUUUCUCGUAAGGUUUUUAGUGCACACUUUGGUCAAUUAGCUGUCAUAUUCAUUUGGUUAAGCGGAAUGUAUUUUCAUGGUGCACGCUUUUCCAAUUAUGAAGCAUGGUUAAGUGAUCCAACCCACAUCAAACCUAGUGCUCAAGUUGUUUGGCCAAUUGUAGGUCAAGAAAUUUUGAACGGCGACGUAGGUGGUGGAUUCCAGGGAGUUCAAAUUACCUCUGGUUUAUUCCAAAUGUGGCGUUCUUCUGGAAUCACUACUGAACUAGAGUUAUAUUCCACUGCAAUUGGUGGUUUAUUAAUGGCAGGCUUAAUGUUUAUCGCUGGUUGGUUCCAUUAUCAUAAAGCUGCACCUAAAUUGGCUUGGUUCCAAGAUGCAGAAUCUAUGAUGAACCACCAUUUAGGCGGUCUAAUAGGCUUAGGAUCUUUGGGUUGGGCUGGACACCAAAUUCAUGUAUCUUUGCCUAUCAACCAAUUGUUAGAUGCAGGAGUUGACCCUAAAGAAAUUCCUUUGCCUCACGAAUUUAUAUUUAACAGAGACUUAUUAGCUCAGUUAUAUCCUAGCUUUGCGAAAGGUGUAACUCCUUUCUUUACCUUAAACUGGGCAGAGUAUUCUGAUUUCUUAACUUUCCGUGGCGGUCUAAAUCCAGUUACAGGAGGUUUAUGGUUAACUGAUACAGUUCACCACCACGUAGCAAUUGCAGUCCUUUUCCUAGUAGCAGGACAUAUGUAUAGAACUAACUGGGGAAUUGGUCAUAGCAUGAAAGAAAUGUUAGAAGCUCACAAAGGGCCUAUGACUGGUGAAGGUCACAAAGGACUUUAUGAAAUUUUGACCACUUCUUGGCAUGCUCAAUUAGCAUUAAACUUAGCUACUUUUGGAUCUUUAACAAUUAUCAUAGCACAUCAUAUGUAUGCUAUGCCUCCUUACCCAUAUUUAGCAACUGAUUAUGGUACUCAGUUAUCCUUAUUCACACACCACAUGUGGAUUGGUGGAUUCUGCGUUGUAGGGGCUGGUGCUCAUGCAGCUAUCUAUUUGGUAAGAGAUUACGAUCCAACUACUCAGUAUAACAAUCUAUUAGAUCGUGUUCUACGUCAUAGAGAUGCAAUUAUUUCUCAUCUUAACUGGGUAUGUAUCUUCCUAGGAUUCCAUAGUUUUGGUUUGUAUAUUCAUAACGAUACUAUGAGUGCCUUAGGUCGUCCUCAAGAUAUGUUCUCUGACACAGCUAUUCAACUUCAGCCUGUGUUUGCUCAAUGGGUUCAAAAUACUAACGCUGCAGCACCUGGUUUCACAGCACCUAAUGCAGCUGCCGCUAGCAGUAUCACUUGGGGUGGUAGUGAAUUAGUAGCAGUAGGUGGGAAAGUAGCAAUGUCUCCUAUUCCAUUAGGAACAGCUGAUUUCCUAGUGCACCAUAUUCAUGCAUUUACUAUUCACGUUACUGUUUUGAUUCUUUUGAAGGGUGUAUUAUUUGCUCGUAGUUCUCGACUAAUCCCAGAUAAAGCUAAUUUAGGCUUCCGCUUCCCUUGUGAUGGUCCAGGACGUGGUGGUACUUGCCAAGUUUCUGCUUGGGACCAUGUAUUCUUGGGUCUAUUCUGGAUGUAUAACUCUAUUUCUGUAGUAAUUUUCCAUUUUAGUUGGAAGAUGCAAUCAGAUGUAUGGGGAACUGUAAAUGCUCAAGGAGUAUCUCAUAUUACUGGAGGGAACUUUGCUCAAAGUGCAACUACCAUUAAUGGAUGGUUGCGUGAUUUCUUAUGGGCACAAGCAUCUCAAGUAAUUCAAUCUUAUGGAUCUGCUUUAUCUGCAUAUGGUUUAGUUUUCUUAGGUGCUCACUUCGUAUGGGCAUUUAGCUUGAUGUUCUUGUUUAGUGGCCGUGGUUAUUGGCAAGAACUAAUUGAAUCCAUUCUAUGGGCUCAUAAUAAGCUUAAAGUUGCUCCUGCUAUCCAGCCUCGAGCUCUUAGUAUUACUCAAGGGCGUGCUGUAGGAGUAGCUCAUUACCUUCUGGGUGGGAUUGCCACAACAUGGGCAUUCUUCCUAGCAAGAAUUAUUUCAGUAGGAUAAUGGCUAGGAGGGUUUUAAAGCAUUAUGGCAUCAAGAUUUCCAAAAUUUAGCCAGGGCCUAUCCCAAGACCCAACCACUCGCCGUAUUUGGUUUGGAAUUGCUACUGCACACGACUUCGAAAGUCAUGAUGAUAUCACCGAAGAACGGCUUUAUCAGAAGAUUUUUGCUUCUCAUUUUGGUCAGUUAGCAAUUAUCUUCUUGUGGACCUCUGGGAAUUUGUUUCACGUAGCAUGGCAGGGCAAUUUUGAAGCGUGGUCUCAAGAUCCUUUGCAUGUUCGUCCUAUCGCACAUGCAAUUUGGGAUCCUCAUUUUGGACAACCAGCAGUAGAAGCUUAUACUCGAGGAGGCGCUUCUGGUCCUGUAAAUAUUUCCUAUUCCGGUGUAUAUCAAUGGUGGUAUACUCAAGGUCUACGUUCUAACCAAGAUCUUUACACAGGAGCACUUUUCCUAUUAGGAUUAGCUGCUGUUUCUUUAGUAGGUGGAUGGUUACAUCUACAACCUAAGUGGAAACCUAGUGUUUCUUGGUUCAAAAAUGCUGAGUCUCGUUUAAACCACCAUUUAGCUGGUUUAUUUGGAACCAGUUCUUUGGCUUGGGCUGGACAUAUCGUACACGUAGCUAUUCCUGAAUCUAGAGGACAGCAUGUAGGAUGGGAUAAUUUCUUAACUACUGCUCCACAUCCACAAGGUUUAGCACCUUUCUUUGCUGGCCAAUGGGGUGUUUAUGCACAAAAUCCAGAUUCUAGCAGCCAUAUCUUUGGUACUUCAGAAGGAGCUGGUACUGCUAUCUUAACUUUCUUAGGCGGUUUUCAUCCACAGACACAAAGUCUUUGGUUAAGCGAUAUAGCUCAUCACCAUCUAGCAAUUGCUGUAAUAUUCAUCGUUGCUGGACAUAUGUAUCGUACCAACUUUGGAAUUGGACAUAGUAUGAAAGAGAUUAUGGAAGCACAUAUUGCUCCAAGCGGUCGUAUGGGCGGCGGUCACCAAGGCCUAUUUGACACAGUGAAUAAUUCUCUUCAUUUCCAAUUAGGAUUAGCAUUAGCGUGUUUAGGUGUUAUCACUUCUUUGGUAGCUCAGCACAGCUAUUCCUUACCUUCUUAUGCAUUCAUAGCUCAAGAUUUUACUACUCAAGCAGCACUUUAUACUCACCAUCAGUAUAUUGCUGGCUUCAUCAUGACAGGAGCUUUUGCUCAUGGUGCAAUUUUCUUUAUCAGAGAUUACAAUCCAGAGCAAAACAAAGGAAAUGUAUUGGCUAGAAUGUUGGAACACAAAGAAGCUAUUAUUUCUCACCUAAGUUGGGCUAGCUUAUUCUUGGGCUUCCAUACACUUGGUCUAUACGUACAUAAUGAUGUUGUACUGGCUUUUGGUACUCCAGAAAAACAAAUCCUAAUUGAACCUGUUUUUGCUCAGUGGAUUCAAUCUACUCAUGGUAAGGCUUUAUAUGGAUUUGAUGUAUUACUUUCUUCCAGUUCUAGCAUUACUAUUACUGCAGGAAAAAGUCUAUGGUUACCAGGGUGGUUAGAUGCUAUUAAUAACAAUAGUAAUUCUUUAUUCUUGACUAUUGGCCCAGGGGAUUUCUUAGUACACCAUGCAAUUGCUCUAGGUUUGCAUACAACAACCUUGAUUCUUGUGAAAGGUGCUUUAGAUGCUCGUGGAUCUAAAUUAAUGCCUGACAAAAAGGAAUUUGGAUUCAGCUUCCCUUGUGACGGUCCAGGUAGAGGUGGAACUUGCGAUAUUUCUGCUUAUGAUGCUGUUUAUCUAGCUGUUUUCUGGAUGUUAAAUACUAUUGGAUGGGUAACCUUCUACUGGCAUUGGAAACACUUAGCUUUAUGGCAAGGUAAUGCAGCGCAAUUUAAUGAAUCUUCUACUUACUU
Messenger RNA from Closterium sp. NIES-67, 5567 nucleotides. NCBI's taxonomy places the organism in Eukaryota, Viridiplantae, Streptophyta, Zygnematophyceae, Desmidiales, Closteriaceae. The record is from the annotation of a GenBank genome assembly.